Benincasa hispida (wax gourd) is the source of this 762-nucleotide messenger RNA. RefSeq names its product large ribosomal subunit protein eL21z/eL21y. The record is from RefSeq and is a predicted model, not a curated record. Gene Ontology annotation, cellular component: ribosome. Lineage: Eukaryota; Viridiplantae; Streptophyta; Magnoliopsida; Cucurbitales; Cucurbitaceae. Gene Ontology annotation, biological process: translation. Gene Ontology annotation, molecular function: structural constituent of ribosome.
UAGGGUUUCUUCCAUUUUGUGAGAGAGUGUGAGAGAGAAAGCUUCAUCCUGCUCUGAAGAUGCCGGCCGGCCAUGGACUUCGAUCCCGUACCAGAGACCUCUUCGCCAGGCCUUUCAGGAAGAAGGGUUAUAUUGCUUUGACCACCUAUUUGCGGACAUACAAAAUUGGCGAUUAUGUCGAUAUCAAGGUGAACGGCGCCGUCCACAAGGGUAUGCCGCAUAAAUUUUACCAUGGUCGCACAGGCCGUGUAUGGAAUGUCACAAAGCGUGCCAUCGGCGUCGAGAUCAACAAGCAGGUGGGCAACAGAAUUAUCAAGAAGAGAAUUCACGUCCGUGUCGAGCAUGUGCAACCUUCUCGAUGCACCGAGGAGUUCCGUUUGCGGAAGGUGAAGAAUGACGAGCUGAAGGCUGAAGCCAAGGCCAAAGGUGAAGUCAUUUGUACCAAGAGGCAACCAGAAGGCCCCAAACCAGGGUUCAUGGUUGAAGGUGCUUUAAUGGAGACUGUGACUCCUAUUCCAUACGAUGUCGUUAAUGAUCUCAAGGGUGGCUAUUAGAAUUUUCUCCUCUUUGAACUUAUCUUGUUUUGGUUGGCUUAUUUUUGUUUGAUCUCUGAACUGCUUGGAUAGUACAAUUCUCUUUAUGCUUCUAAAUUUUGGAUACCAAACUUAUGAAUUGAAUUGUUUCUUAGUUUCUGGUUUCGGCCAUUAGCUUGAGUAAACUAGUGUAGUUUCAGCUUUAUUCAAAGUGAUUUUUGUUAAGAUA